This is a messenger RNA of Penicillium roqueforti, 1293 nucleotides long. RefSeq names its product putative salicylate hydroxylase. The record is from RefSeq and is a predicted model, not a curated record. Gene Ontology annotation, biological process: secondary metabolite biosynthetic process. NCBI's taxonomy places the organism in Eukaryota, Fungi, Ascomycota, Eurotiomycetes, Eurotiales, Aspergillaceae. Gene Ontology annotation, molecular function: FAD binding; monooxygenase activity. Bases 1 to 1293 code for a protein of 430 amino acids. The transcript is spliced from 7 exons.
AUGGAGAUUCCAAGGGCAAAUGUGCCUUUAGAUGUGAUUGUUGUCGGUGCUGGCAUCGGCGGUAUGGCGGCAGCCCUCACAUUAGGUCUUCGGGGGCACCAUGUCAUUGUCCUUGAAGCUGCACGGAAGCUCAUGGAAGUGGGCGCUGGGAUUCAAGUAUCGCCAAACAUGCUGCGUUUAUUCGACCGGUGGGGAGUCUCGGACUUGAUUCACGCCCAAGACGUAGCCCUAGAGCACAUCCACGUCCGAAGAUGGGAUAACGGUAAACUCCUCGACAAGGUGCCGGUGAAUAAGACUUUCGGGCAGCAAGUCGUUAUUCACCGCGCCGACCUGCACAACGCUAUCAUCGACAGGGCCCUAGCGUUGCCCAACAUUGAGCUGCGUGAGAACUCACCCGUCACAGACGUACAGUUCUACCCAGCAAGUGUUAGCCUAGCCAACGGCGAAAUCAUUCGUGGCGACGUGGUAAUCGGCGCAGAUGGAAUCAAGUCCACGAUCCGUAGCCACCUGCUCGAAGACUCGACUAUUAAAGCAGUUGCGACUGGCGAUGCGGCAUACCGUAUCAUGAUAUCCCGGCACAUUAUGGAGAAGGAUCCUGAACUGAAGAAGCUCAUUGACGAGCCGCAGGUGACUCGUUGGCUUGGUCCUUCGCGCCAUAUUGUCGCGUACCCUGUCCGCAAGCACGAGCUGUACAAUGUUGUCCUCCUUCACCCCGAUAGCCAUGGUGUCGAGGAGUCUUGGACCACGAAGGGUUCCAAGCAGGCUAUGGUUGACAACUAUCAUGGGUGGGAUAACACGGUGCGGAAACUGAUUGAUCUGGUCGAUGAUAAUGAAGUUUUGGAGUGGAAGUUGUGUCUGUACCGUCCUCUGAGAACAUGGAUCCGGGGAUCUGUCGCUCUAAUCGGUGAUGCGUGUCAUCCCAUGCUUCCGUAUAUUGCCCAAGGUGCUGCCCAGGCCGUGGAAGACGCGGCCGCGCUCGGUGUAAUAUUGUCGGCUAUUUCAUCACGCGAGGAGAUUCCGCAUGCAUUGAGUGCUUAUGAAAGGUCCCGGAAAACGCGCGCUGAGACAGUGCAGCACUCUGGAUCGAAGAAUCGAAUUACGUUACAUUUGCCGGAUGGGCCUGAGCAAAUGGCUCGAGACGCGCUGUUCAAGGCUUCGGACAGCGGAAGUAACCCCGAUAAGUGGUCGGAUCGUAGGACACAAGAGUUUCUUUGGGGUUGGGAUGCAGAGAAGGCGGCGUUGGAUACUUGGAAUGAAGAUCGAGGACAGACCAGGCUCAAUGCGAAUCUGUAG